This is a messenger RNA of Mya arenaria, 928 nucleotides long. Its product is annotated as serine-aspartate repeat-containing protein I-like. The record is from RefSeq and is a predicted model, not a curated record. Lineage: Eukaryota; Metazoa; Mollusca; Bivalvia; Myida; Myidae. Bases 65 to 880 code for a protein of 271 amino acids. The transcript is spliced from 3 exons.
GCCAGUACUUCAAAUUCGAAAGAUGUUUGGUGUUUGUGUUAUCUAAGGAUUGAAACUACUUUAUAUGAAGUAUCUAAGGAUGGGAACUAUUUUAAAGAGUUAUUCAUUUUUUGUUUAUUUUAUCCCAGUUAUACAAGGAGUCCAGGGAAAUGUAAAGGCAGAGGGACGCAUGUUUGGGCUGCAAUACGGAUUUAAAAUGGAAAGAGCAGCCGAGGGAUACUUAGCAAGACUAGAGACAACCAACCCUUUAUCAUGUGCAAAGAGCUGUGCUAGUAGAGAAUGGUGCGCGUCCUUCUUUUUUUCAACGAGUGUACGCUCCUGCCAAUUACACGCGGAUAUAUUACAGUAUGCCAACUUCACCGGAACGUUAGAGACAAUGCUUGGAACAAAAUAUUAUGCUACGACACCGACACCGUCAACAGGUGUCCCAUUAACAACAUUGUCUUCAACAUCAGAGACGUCAAGUACGGCAUAUGAAUCUCAUACAGCGCCGUCUGAUGCAGAUCCUAUAGGGCCAUCAGACGCAGAUCCUACAGAACCGUCAGAUGCAAAUCCUACAGCGCCAUCUGAUGCAGAUCCUACAGCACCAACAGAUGCAGAUCCUAGAGCACCAUCCGAUGCAGAUGCUACAACGUCAUCAGAUGCAGAUCCUACAACGACAUCAGAUGUAGAUCCAACGGCGCCAUCAGAUACAGAUCCUAUAGCGCCAUCAGAUGCAGAUGCUACAGUGCCAUCAGAUGCAGAUCGUACAGUGCCAUCUGAUGUAGAUCUUAUAGUGCCAUCAUAUGCAGAUCUUACAGUGCCAUCAGAUACCGAUCCUAGAGUGCGAUCACAUGCAGAUCUUACAGCGCCACUAAAUGCAGAUCUUACUGCACCUUGAGAUGCAGAUCUUACAGCGCCACUAAAUGCAGAUCUUACUGCACCUUGA